Molecule: messenger RNA, 496 nt
Organism: Dibothriocephalus latus
Lineage: Eukaryota; Metazoa; Platyhelminthes; Cestoda; Diphyllobothriidea; Diphyllobothriidae
Source: the annotation of a GenBank genome assembly
UCGUUCUGCCUAUUCAUGUACCCCUCCCCCCUCCCCCUUGAUCCCAAUUAAGACGGGCCUGUUGAUGGGCAACACCCUGAUCACCUGGGAACGCCUGCCCGAAUCCACCCUGCUGAUGAUUGGUAAGUCGGCGCAGGUUGGUGGACCCGGCGGUGGCGGUUCCCUGGGUCAACCCAGCAUCAUCAAUCCGAACUGGGACUUUGCGCAGAUGGGCAUUGGCGGUCUGGACAAGGAGUUCUCCGCCAUCUUCCGACGCACCUUCGCCUCUCGCAUGUUCCCACCGGAGAUCAGCCAACAGCUGGGUGAGAACUGUCUUCCUCUUCCCCUCUCUGGCCUGAAACACGUGCGAGGCAUCCUGCUGUACGGUCCACCCGGCACCGGUAAGACACUGAUGGCCCGCCAGAUCGGUAAUAUGCUGAAUGCCCGAGAGCCAAAGAUUGUGAAUGGGCCCUCCAUCCUGGACAAGUAUGUGGGCGAGUCGGAGGCCAACAUCCGC